UAACAGCACUCCCAAGGCACUGGGUAUGCAAGACUGAGCAUAUCUAUUCCUUGAGCUGAAAAUGAUGUGCAGAAGCAAGAGUUUGCUGCUGGCGGCUUUGAUGUCAGCACUGCUCCUCCACCUCUGCAGCGAGUCAGAGGCAGCAAGUAACUUUGACUGCUGUCUCCGAUAUACAGAACAUGUUCUUCAUCCCAAAUUUAUUGUGGGCUUCACACAGCAGCUGGCCAAUGAAGCUUGUGACAUCGAUGCUAUCAUCUUUCAUACCAAGAAGAAGUUCGCUAUAUGUGCAGAUCCAAAGAAGAACUGGGUGAAACAAGCUGUGCAUAUCCUCAGUCAAAGAGUCAAGAAAAUGUAAAAACUAAUGCUCUUCUGGAAUGGAAUUGGACACAGCCCAAGAAUAUAAAGAACCUAGUUGGAGAUUUUACUGGCACAACGUUGAGGGUUUAGUACUUACCUGAUCUGUGCCUCCUUGGACUUGUCCAGUUAAUGACGUUGAUACAUAUUGCAUCUUAGUUUGCUUUCUUUAAGCAUCAUGUUGGAGUUAAACUCUAUUCUAUGUUAAGUUAUUUAUAGCUGUAGGUUUUCUGUGUUUAGCUAUUUAAUAUUAAUUUCCCAUAAGCUAUUUGUUUAGUGCAAGGUAUAAAAUUAUGUUUUGGGGGACUAAGAUUAUAUGGGUAUUCUUGCAAGCAACAAGCUAUUUUUUUAAAAAAACUAUUUAACAUUCUUCUGUGUAUAUAGUUUUAUCUCCUAUAAUAAAAGAGCAAAUGUUAAUGAGAAGGGUAAAUAAUGAAAAUUAAAAAAAGAACCAAAAAGUUGUUUGUUGAUCAAGUAUCAUUUAUUAAUAUCAUUCAUUAAGAUGUGUAUUGAAAACAUUUAAAGGCACAGUAAAUAUGAAAAUUUUUUGAAAAAUUGUAUUCCCCACUUACUUCUGCUUGGAUGUUCCCUUUAUUUCUGUCCCUCAUGGUCCUGGACUUAAUUCUUUAUAAAUUAUAAUAUAAAGGU
This is a messenger RNA of Galeopterus variegatus (Sunda flying lemur), 1002 nucleotides long. RefSeq names its product chemokine (C-C motif) ligand 20 (gene CCL20). The transcript has 4 exons. Gene Ontology annotation, molecular function: CCR chemokine receptor binding; chemokine activity. The record is from RefSeq and is a predicted model, not a curated record. Gene Ontology annotation, biological process: monocyte chemotaxis; immune response; inflammatory response. Gene Ontology annotation, cellular component: extracellular region. The coding region runs from base 62 to 355 and encodes 97 amino acids. Lineage: Eukaryota; Metazoa; Chordata; Mammalia; Dermoptera; Cynocephalidae.